AUGAAUGAGAAUACCAUUGAAAGACAGAUACGGGGUUCACCGACCAAAAAUGUAUUCAAAAGGCUCAGUACCUCUCCCAACAAGAAAUUGCCCACAAAUACAAACCGAAAGAACUCGACAAGACUCUCGCCUGAGAGGGUACAACACACUUGGGAGCGGCCUGUUGGAUACGAGGCAACGCCAAAAAGGCUACAAUCACCACCAUACCUACGAGAUUUUAAGCCUCCAGCUGGAACCUUGAGCGUUGAUCGCGUGCACUUCAAAAAUGAUCCGGAAGACAAUUCCAUACAACUUUCCUUUCCAACGUCACCAAUAAGAACGACGUAUAGCAAUUCCACAGCACCAGGUGGUGACGGAUCUAUGAGCAGGAUUCGCACGAGGUUCGGUGGCGGCCUAAGGUCACCAGGAAAAAUGCCUACCGCAACCAUAAAUGCCCUCACAACAUCAGUCAAUUCAGCUCGAAACCUGCUUCCUGAACUUCAGGAGCAGGACGAAGCAGGUUUGGAAAGCAAGAAUAGAUCUCCUGGCAAUAAUAUCAUUUCAAAACAUAGGUCUAAUAUCCCUACGAGUUCCGCAAACGAUGGUUUCAAGAUACGAAAACCUAGAUAUUUGAUUCCGAAGAAAAGCGUCAAGUUUGAAUCCGACCUGGCGGACAACGCUGUUCAAGAGCAGCUAUCGAAGAUAGUUUCUAUGCUUACUGAAAUUAUAGAGCGACAAGACCGGCUUGAGGCCAAAGUUAGUUCGAUGGAUCGCGCACGCAAAUCAUGA
Messenger RNA from Lachancea sp. 'fantastica', 768 nucleotides. The record is from the annotation of a GenBank genome assembly. Lineage: Eukaryota; Fungi; Ascomycota; Saccharomycetes; Saccharomycetales; Saccharomycetaceae.